ACGCAGCUCCAAAGGUGGGUGUCGCCAUCUCUCGCCCACAGCCUCGCCUGCUCUUUGGUCCAUACUCCGAUCUCCGAUGCACGCACCGUGAAGCGUGAACUUGAAGUAGCUCAGCUCCGAGCUCGCGCGCCGCCCCGCCCCGCCAUGAAGUCGUCGUCUCAGAGCCACAGCCCCAGGACCCCGUCGCCGCGCGCUCGCGGCACGGCGGCGGCCCCCGGCGCCGACCACGCGCGCUCCUCCUCGGAGCCAUGGGUUCUCGCAUGCGUGGACGACACGUGCGUCAACGACGUGGAGAGCUUCGCGCGCACCGUCGCCGCCGUGAAGUCCAAGCCCCGCCCCGACCUGCUCCCGAGCGUGCUGUCCCACUACGCCGCCAAGUGGCUCCCGGACGUGGCCACGUACGCCUCGGGCCGCUUCCUGCCCCCGGAGAGCCCCACCGCCACGUGGCUCAAGAAGCGUCUACUCCUGGAGACCCUCGUCGCCGCGCUCCCGCCGGACCCGCCCAGCGGCGCGGCCGCCGACGACGGCAUCACGUGCGACUUCCUGCUCAAGCUGGUCCGGGCGGGGAGCAUGGUGGGCGCGGACGCGGCACUGCUGCGGGAGCUCGAGUCCCGCGCGGCGCGGCGGCUUGACCAGGCGACGCUGGCGGCCGUGAUGAUACCGACGUUCGGGCACGCGCCGGGCGGGUCGACGCUGCUGGACGUGCGGCUGGUGCGCGAGUUCCUCAAGGAGGGCGGCAAGGGCACUCGUGGUUUGUAUGGAUUGUGGCACGCGCAUCCGGGCGCCGCGAAAGAGGAGAGCAAGUCGCUGUGGAGGCUGAUCGACGCGUGGAAGCUGUCGGUGGAGGGGGCGGCGCACGCCGUCCAGAACUACUGA
Triticum aestivum (bread wheat) is the source of this 876-nucleotide messenger RNA. Its product is annotated as BTB/POZ domain-containing protein At1g67900-like. The transcript has 2 exons. Lineage: Eukaryota; Viridiplantae; Streptophyta; Magnoliopsida; Poales; Poaceae. Bases 145 to 876 code for a protein of 243 amino acids. The record is from RefSeq and is a predicted model, not a curated record.